Phycodurus eques (leafy seadragon) is the source of this 3973-nucleotide messenger RNA. RefSeq names its product calsenilin-like. The transcript has 10 exons. The record is from RefSeq and is a predicted model, not a curated record. Gene Ontology annotation, cellular component: nucleus; voltage-gated potassium channel complex. Gene Ontology annotation, biological process: negative regulation of transcription by RNA polymerase II; regulation of potassium ion transmembrane transport. NCBI's taxonomy places the organism in Eukaryota, Metazoa, Chordata, Actinopteri, Syngnathiformes, Syngnathidae. Gene Ontology annotation, molecular function: RNA polymerase II cis-regulatory region sequence-specific DNA binding; DNA-binding transcription repressor activity, RNA polymerase II-specific; calcium ion binding. The coding region runs from base 120 to 950 and encodes 276 amino acids.
UCCUCCUCCUCUGGAUCCUGCAGAUCUUCAAUCAAUCUUUACACUUUGUUGAGUGAGCAGAUGCGCUCCUCCUCUGACGACUACUCACUCCUGUCCUCUCUCUCGUUCUUUGUUUUUGCAUGCAGCUGCAGCUCGCCGAGGAAAAGCUGGAGAGCAUUGCAACAGCUAAGGAAGCAGGCAACAUGCAGGCUGAAGACAAGGAGCUGGACGGCGGUCUGAUGCCUGACGGGAAAGACGCGAGCCCGGCCGGACAGGCCGAGGGCUCCAAGUGGCAGAGACCCAAAUUUUCACGGAAAUCUCUCAUGAGGUGCUGUCUGGUCAAGUGGAUCAUCGCCAGCACCACUCAACAGGGGCCAGAUGACAGCAGCGACAGUGACCUCGAGCUCUCCAUGGUACGUCAUCAACCCGAGGGCCUUGAGCAGCUCCAGGCACAGACUCAGUUCACCAGGAAGGAACUUCAGUCCCUUUACAGAGGCUUCAAAAAUGAAUGUCCCAGUGGGCUUGUGGAUGAAGAAACAUUCAAGACCAUUUACUCACAGUUCUUCCCUCAAGGAGAUGCCACCAUGUAUGCGCAUUUCUUGUUUAAUGCCUUCGACUUGGACAGAAGCGGCGCCAUCCGAUUCGAGGACUUUGUACUGGGCUUGUCUGUGCUGCUUCGAGGUUCGGUGACGGAGAAGCUGCGCUGGGCCUUUAAUCUCUAUGAUAUCAACAAGGACGGCUACAUCACGAAGGAGGACAUGUUGGCAAUAAUGACGUCCAUUUAUGACAUGAUGGGCAGGUACACUUUACCGAGUGUACGAGAAGAUUCCCCCUAUGAACAUGUGGAGAAAUUCUUCCAGAAAAUGGAUCGGAACCGAGACGGAGCGGUGACGAUUGAUGAAUUCAUAGAAACCUGUCAAAAGGAUGAGAGUAUUAUGUCUUCCAUGCAACUCUUUGAGAACGUCAUCUAGCUUCACGAGGAGGAACUGCAAAUGUCUCACCCCAACGUAAACUUUAGAAAUCACCAUAGUUUUUUGAAAAUUAUUAUUUCCUCAUAUAAUGGCUGUAUUCAACUGCAGAGAGUACCAUGCGCCAAUUAGAAACCAGGUGCAUUAUGGUAGGAGACCUUUACUUUGACUUUGUGAAAUUAUAUUCGAUUUUGUAUCAUUUUCUUCACAACUAAAUAAUGACAAGAUGGAUGGAUGGAUAUAUUACAUUAUAAUACGUAUUAUAAUGAAUAUGUAUUGCGGCACUUAAAGGUGGUUAGCAUGUCUUAUUCCCACUUCUGAGGUUGUAGGUUUGAAUCUAGGCUCAGGCCCUCGUGUGGCGUUAGCAUUUUCUCUUUGUGAUUGUGUGGGUUCUCUCUCUUUACACCAACUUCCUCCCGCGUUCCAAAAACAUCAUUUGAGGACAAGAUUGAAAACUCAAAAUUUUCCAUAGGUGUGAAUGUCAGUAUGAAUGCUCGUUUAUCUAUUUGUGCGCUGCGAUUGGCUGGUGACCAGUCCAGGGUGUAGCCCACCUCUCAAAGUCAGCUUGGAUAGACUCUAGCUCACUUGAGACCUUAAUACCUUAAUGAGGACAAGCGCAAUUGAAAAUAGAUUAAAGGCUGUACUGUAUUAUAUUAUAGUCUGUGUAAUAAUAAAUACAUACAGUGUUCCCACACAUAUUCCAAUUCCUUUGCUGCCGUUUUGUGGCAUCUUUGUGCCAAGGAACUAUGUUGAAGUGAGGGAAGGAGUUUCAUUUAAUCUAGCACUAGCCCUAUCAAAUAGAAAAAUAGUGCUUUGCCGCACUCUUCUAGCAGCUAUAAGCAAUUAUAAACCUUUUUGGAAGGGGCAUCAUUUACUCACACAUUUUGACAAUAGCGGGGGAACACUGUAUGUAUUAUUCUAUAUUGUAUUAACUUUUAUAAGCUCAAUUCUGCAUCAACAUCAGCUUUACAGAUUCCACAUGUGCUGUGCAAUGUGUUUUGAUGAAGACAUCUAUCGUGACAUCAAGUGAUAUCAGAUGUGUUAUAAUAGAGCUUAAAAAAGUGUUGUCCAAUUCAGAGGAGGGUAGUCACGCACUACAUUUUACUCAAGUAAUACUUUCGAUAAACUGUACUUGUCAGAGUACUUUAAAUGCACCAUACUUUUUAAUUUUACUUAAGUAUUUAAGUGAAGGAUUGAUAUUUUUACUCCGUUACAAUGAUCGACAUGCCUUUCGCUACUUUUAUGUAUCCGUUUUUGCGUGUGCGCAUCUAUUUUUAGAGUCCAUUUUCGACUUCCACAUAGGGCGCCCGUUGCGCCAAUACUAAUGUCAUUUGACUCCAAUUCACCAAUCAGACGACACAUGACACCGCACGUAGCCUUCGCGAGCCAAUCAUUUGUGAAAAGAAAAAAAACAGCAGCGCGAGCGUGUUUACUUUACAGACUCCAGAAAACAACAGCAUUGUCAUGCAGCUCUUCAAUUGUGACUGCCCAACUUGAAAAUUUCAACCCACUUAUAACUUGUGAAAACACCAUGCGGAAAGUUGCAGAUGUUUCUAUUGUUGUUUUGGCAGUAAUGUGGAAAAAUUACCCCUAUGAUAUGGUGUCGCACACGCACACACAAUAACUAGGUCUGUUCAGCAAACAGCUUCUUCCUCAAGUCAUUUCAGUGAAUACAGAAAAUAAUGUUUCUGUAGGGCCCAAUGCACGUGUUGUUGGUUUUUGGGCAGUUAAAAUUUUAAAUGGUGGCAGAUCUGUGUCGACUCCCGUAAAUUAUUAUUUGUUUUUUUAUUUUAUUUGAUUUUCAUCCUCUGAUUUGGGAAAAAAAAAAAAAAACAGAAGUUAAUCACAAGUUACUUUUUACUUGUGUAUUUAUUUUAUUGAGUACUUUCUUACUCAAGUAAAUAUUUGAAUGACUACUUUUUCCUUUUACUUGACUCAUAUUAUUCUAAAGUAACAGUCCUCUUACUUGAGUACAAUAUUUGGUCCAAUUUGAGGUGCUGCAUUUUAAGAGCGCAGACCACUAUUUGACGAAAUAUGGUAAGCACUUGUGUUUUUCCAUUAAAGCUGAUCUAUGCAAAGAAAUAGUAGUCCGAUCACCUGACGUGUAAAUGUCAAGUAGCAUGACUGCGCAAAACGUAGCGCCCAGCUGGGGGAGCAUGAAUGCCGAAUGCAUUGAAACCACGCGAUACCCAACGCAAACAGCGACGUCAACAUGGGGUACACACUUGUCUUUUGACGAAGGUUAAAGCUACAAUGAUCUUUCUUACUGUUUGAUUCCUUGAUUCUGAGUUCAUUGUUACAGAUUAAUUUCAGAAUGGAAUGAUCCUGACAGUAGGGUUUUGUUGGCAACAUGGGCCAAUUGUCCACACAGCAAAGAAAGGACAGGGAGACUUGGCAAGAACAAGGUCAGAAGUCAGACACACAAAACAGCACGAUACGGACUAUGAGUUCAUGCAUAUAGGGUUCCUCUGUUUACAACGGUCCCGACAUACGAUGUUUUGAGGUUCCGAAUGGCGCAGAAUGAACUAGUUUGCACAGCAGCGUAAGAAUACGUUGUCAAGCCUCGCGAGAAGGCAAAGUCAGUCAUCACCUGAUUUAGAUCUUUUCAUUUGAUUGUUUUAUAUACGACACAGUAGACAAAUAUUUACUGUAAUCAUGACGUCACUAAUGCCAUAGCAUAGUUUAGUGUUCUGACUUACAUAUUUACUUAAUUCGGGUUGCCUUGCCGCCGUAGGAACAGAACUCCGUCGUAAACUGAGGACACCCUGUACUGGUUAAUUUUGGAGUAUAAUUUUUACCUAGUAGGACAGCCAAGCUUUUUUUUCCCCGCGACAGCGCCUUUUAGUGCCAUCUACGUCCUGCAUCUGAUAUGUGUGAAAUGUGUGUGCUGAGUGUCAACCUGCAAAAAUAAAUCUUUGUGCACUAACCUGAAAUUACAUCUCUUCGUCCACUUCUAGUACACUACACAAGAUAGAAUGCUAUUUUUUACAAUAAUAUUAGAGGAGAUGGCGGCACAGUGGGCGACU